UCAGCCAUUUUGAUUUCUCCUGUCUCUGACAGGCCGGUGGACCAAGAAUUAUUUCAAGAAAAUAAUUCUUCACCACGUAUUUGUCGCUAAAUUUGUGUUGAUGAAGUGAAAAGUGCAGUGCACAACAUGGCGCGAUACGGUCAGAGACCGGAGAAUGCCCUCAAACGGGCCAAUGAGUUUAUGGACUUGGACAAGCCAGCGAGAGCUCUAGAUACUCUGCAAGAAGUGUUCCGCAACAAGAAAUGGGCGUACAACUGGUCCGAGUCGGUCCUCGAACCGAUCAUGUUCAAGUACUUAGAGCUUUGCGUGGACUUGCGCAAGUCUCACAUAGCCAAGGAAGGCCUGUUUCAAUACAGAAAUAUGUUCCAGUCCGUCAAUGUUGGGUCCUUGGAACAAGUUAUAAGGGGUUAUCUCCGCAUGGCAGAAGAGAGAACGGAGGCGGCGCGUGCGCAGUCCACCCAGGCCGUGAUCGAGACAGAUGACCUGGAUAAUCUUGCUACUCCAGAGAGCAUCUUGCUUAGUGCUGUGUCUGGAGAGGAUGCUCAAGAUCGGUCUGACAGGACUAUACUUACACCAUGGGUGAAAUUCCUCUGGGAGUCAUACUGCCAGUGCCUUGAGCUCCUCCGUACCAAUGCUCACGUCGAGACCCUGUACCACGACAUCGCGCGCAUGGCAUUCCAGUUCUGUCUGAAGUACUCCCGUAAAACGGAAUUCAGGAAGCUAUGUGACAAGUUGAGGAAGCAUCUUGAAGAUAUUUGCAAGCCCACCGUGCAAACUGGAAAUGUCAGCAUCAGCAAGCCAGAAACACAACAACUCAACCUGGAAACCAGACUGUUCCAGCUGGACAGUGCUAUCCAGAUGGAAUUGUGGCAGGAAGCCUACAAAGCUAUUGAAGACAUCCACAACCUGAUGAACAUGUCUAAGAAGACACCAGUCGCUAAGACCAUGGCCAACUACUAUGGAAAGCUGGCUCUCGUCUUCUGGAAGGCCGGACACUGUCUGUUCCACGCUGCCGCCCUUCUGAAGCUCUUCCAACUCUCCAGAGAGAUGAAGAAGAAUAUUACUCAAGAGGAAUUGCAGAAGAUGGCAUGCCGUGUCCUGGUCGCCGUGCUCUCGGUCCCUCUGCCGUCCCUCCACCCGGAGUUCGACCGCUUCGUCGAAACUGACAAGAGCCCCGUCGAGAAGGCGCAGAGGCUGGCUGUAUUGCUCGGUCUAGCACAGCCGCCGACCAGGGCUAGCUUGUUGAAAGACGUGGUCCGUCUUAACGUGGUGGCCCUGGCUACGCCACAACUGCAGCAGCUGUACUCUUGGCUGGAGGUCGAAUUUGACCCCCUGACACUCUGCAACAACGUCAAGAGCGUCGUCAAGUCUCUGGAGGAGGAGCCCAACUCGCCGCUCGCACAAUACACGGUGGCCCUGAGCGACGUAGCCCUGGUCCGUCUCAUCCGUCAGGUAGCGCAGUGUUACGCCUGUAUCCAGUUCUCCCGCCUGCUGGAGCUGGCCAACUCCGAUGACCUGUUCCACCUGGAGAGACUCCUGGUCGACUGCGUCAGGCACAACGAUAUGCAGAUCAGAGUUGAUCAUGCUAACAAAUGUGUGCACUUUGGUGUGGAAGCUGGCGGUGGCGAAUGGUGCUCGACAGCCGAUGAAGCCUGUGGUGGGGCUAUUCUCCAACCCACUCCUGCUGAACAGGUCCGCGAGCAGCUGGUCCGCGCGGCGGAGGUGCUGUCGCGCGCGGCGGCCACGCUGUUCCCGGCGCGGCGCGCGGCGUCCCGCGAGCGCGCGCGCCAGCACAUGGUGCAGCACUACCACGAGCACAAGCACGCCGAGCACCACCGCGUGCUGCAGCGGCACAAGAUCAUCGAGGAGCGCAAGGAGUACAUCGAGCGCCUCAACUCCGUGCGCGAGGAGGAGGAGCUGCGCCGUCAAGAAGAAGUAUCCCGCGCGGCAGCAGCAGCCGAGGCCCGCCGUCUCGAGGCCGAGCGUGAGGAGCGCGAGCGCAAGCGCCACGAGAACGAGCUGGCCGCCAUGCGCGAGCGCCAUCUCAGGGAGAGGGUCGCGCACAUCAGCCAGACCGCGCACGGACAGAAGAUGCUCUCCAACAUCAACGAGGAGGAACUCAAGAAGAUGGACGCCGAAGCCAUCGCCCAACGUGAAGCUGAGGAGUUGAUGAAGGAACGCCGUGAGCUGCAGGCCAGACUCAAAUCACAAGAGAAGAAGGUUGACUACUUCGAGCGUGCCAAGCGUCUGGAGGAGAUUCCCUUACUACAGAAGAGCUUGGAGGAGAAACAGGUGCAGGACAAGGCGUUCUGGGAGCAACAGGAGAAGGAGCGCAUACAACAGCUGAUUGAGGCCCGCGCGCGCGACGUGACGACGGCGCAGCGCCUGUCGCGCAUGGCGGCGCACCGCGAGCAGUUCACCGUGAAGCUGCGCAGCGAGCGCGGCGCCGCCUACACGCAGCGCCUCGCCGACUUCAAGGACAAGCUGCAGGCCGAGCGGGAGAAGCGCCUCGCCGAGCGCCGCCAGCAGCGCCUCGAGAACAGGAGGCAGGAGUGGCUGGCCGAGAAGCACCGUGCAGAGGAGCGCGCUGCCGAAGAAGCCAGACGCAUCAGAGAGGAAGAAGAACGAAAGGAAAGGGAGGAACGCGAGAAGAAGCACCAGGAAGAGCUCGCUGCCGCCCGCGAGCGAAAGGAGAAGGAAGAGAGAGAACACCAAGAAAUGUUAGCCCGUGUCGAAGCCAAGGCUCGCGCUAAGGAAGCUGAAAUCCAACGCAAGCUGGAGGAACAAAAGACCCAGACCUCGUCCAGCUGGCGCGACGGUGUGGCCGCCAGGACCCCCGCGCGUGACGAUGGCUGGCGGGCUAAAGCCGCCGAGGCUAAGGAGGAGAAGAAACCUGGUGACACCUGGAGGACUGCCGGUCGCGCAGGCACCCGCGAGCCCCCUCGCGAGGAGAGGCCGCGCUCAGGCGAAAGACGCCCUCCCCGCGACGAGCGUCCCGCCCGCGACGAGCGUCCGCCCGCCAGGGAUGAGAGGCCGCUCAGGGAUGACAGUUCCCUUAGCAGGCGUGAGGAACGUCCCCGUGAGGAUCGGCCUAUUCGUGAGGAGCGCGGGCCGAGGGACGACAGAAGAGAUGACAGACCACGCGACGAGGGUGGCUGGAGGUCCGCCAACAGGGAGCCCGAGAGGGACAGGCCUCGCUACGGCGGCCGCUCCAGUGGCCCCGAGAGCGGCAGCUGGCGUCGUGGACCCGCAGAGCCCCCACCAGCACCUACUGAGCGCUCGUCAGCCUGGCGUUCCAAGGACGCCCCAUCCCGAGACGAUCGUUUCCGUGAAGGCCCCCGCGACCGCGACGGACCCCGUGACCGUGACGGCCCUCGUGAUCGUGACGGUCCCCGCGAUCGUGACGGGUUCCGCGACCGCGAUGGUCCCCGCGACCGUGACGGCCCGCGCGAUCGGUUCCCGCCCAGGAGGGAUGAUCGUGACGGUCCCCGCCGCGACGAUCGCGAUGGUCCCCGGCGGGACGACCGCGACGGCCCGCGCAGGGACGACCGCGAUGGUCCGCGCCGCGACGACAGGGACCGCGACGGGCCGCGCCGCGCGCCGCCGCGCAGGGAGGACAAACCCCGCGACCCGGACGGCGAUGAAUGGCAAUCAGUUACAAGGCGUUAAACACACAAAUGAUUUAUAUUACACACAUUUUAUACCAUUGUAUUCAUUUCUUUUUGUGUAUUGCGCAUUAUUCUGUCAACAGUUCAGCAGGUACCUUCAAAUUGUAAAUUACAUCUUUUGAUCGAAUUGAGAUAAAAGAACAUUUACUGAAAUGAAAGUGAAAAUCUUUGUUAUUUUUUUGUCACUAGGAUGUUUCGUCCUAGACAAUAUAUCAGCCGUGGGCAAACUGAUGACCAUCGUUUUGGUUCCGGCUGUUAUUCUUUUCAAAGAACAAACCAUUAUGUCAUAAGAAAGAACAUCAAGUUAAUUACAUAACAAAAAUAAAAACCUGGUUCAUUACCCCUGCUGAACUGUUUUACAAACUCUGACAUUUGUUUUAAAAACUGUAUCGCAUUAUAAUCCUUAUUGUGUACGCGAUAAGAACUUAUUCACAGUCACGAGAGGAUGCAAGACCGCGCCCUUUACGAACAAGUGACUUACAGAAAUCUUUUAAACUUUGUGACUAUGUUUUCAGUACUAUUAAACAGAUAGAUUUCUGUUUAUUAUUAUUUUUUUCAAAUAUAUUAUUUACUACA
Messenger RNA from Trichoplusia ni (cabbage looper), 4244 nucleotides. RefSeq names its product eukaryotic translation initiation factor 3 subunit A (gene eIF3a). Bases 127 to 3669 code for a protein of 1180 amino acids. Lineage: Eukaryota; Metazoa; Arthropoda; Insecta; Lepidoptera; Noctuidae. The transcript is spliced from 23 exons. The record is from RefSeq and is a predicted model, not a curated record. Gene Ontology annotation, molecular function: translation initiation factor activity; mRNA binding. Gene Ontology annotation, biological process: translation reinitiation; formation of cytoplasmic translation initiation complex. Gene Ontology annotation, cellular component: eukaryotic translation initiation factor 3 complex, eIF3m; eukaryotic translation initiation factor 3 complex, eIF3e; multi-eIF complex.